Molecule: messenger RNA, 2421 nt
Organism: Lactuca sativa (garden lettuce)
Lineage: Eukaryota; Viridiplantae; Streptophyta; Magnoliopsida; Asterales; Asteraceae
Source: RefSeq, a predicted model, not a curated record
AUGCAAUUAGGAGUAGAAGCUACUUUUAGUCAUUUAGAAGGCUCAAAGGGUGAUAAACCAACAUUUUCUGCUAUAAAUUACACUGAUAUUCCACAUACUCAGGUUGGCAACAAAUGUUUAAUGGAUAAAUCAUGGAUUUCCUCUAGUAGAUUAUCAAAUGUAUAUGAUGAAGGUGUGAAUGCUUUUCUAGAGUUUGCACAAACUAAUAAUCCAAAGUUAGAUGUUAUUCCAUGCCCUUGUGUAAAUUGCAUCAAUUUGUGUCACCACUCAAUUGACAAUGUCCGUUAUCAUUUGUUUGCCCACGGCUUCGAUGAGAAUUAUAAGAUUUGGUCUUUCCAUGGAGAAAAACAACCCAAUAGUGAUUCUAGAUGCCCUAACAAUUCCAUUCCUCCUGAUGCUAUUUAUACAAAGGAUAUGCUUCAUGAUGCCUUCAAAUACGUAGACGAUGAACCUGAUUCGUUGAAAUCACUUCUUGAAGAGUGUGAUAAGCCACUUUAUGUAGGGUCAAAGUAUAAUGCACUUAGUGGAUUAUUGAAAUUCCAACAUUUGAAGGGUCAAUUUGGAUGGUCUGAUGCUAGUUUUGAUGCUUUGUUGUCUGUCCUAAAAGAUAUCUUUCCAUUAAACAAUACCAUCCCUAACUCGAUAUAUGAGUCCAAGAAGUUGCUAAAAGGAGUAGGUCUACAAUAUGAGAAGAUUCAUGCAUGUGAAAAUGAUUGUGUUCUAUUCUGGAAAGAACAUAAAGAUGCUUCUCAAUGUCCAACUUGUGGCACUUCUCGUUGGAAGAAGAAUUCCAAAAACGUACCUUCAAAAGUUUUGUGGUAUUUUCCUAUCAUCCCUAGAUUUAGAAGAAUGUUUUCAAUACCACAAAUUGCACAUGACUUAACUUGGCAUGCACAAGUUCGGGUCAAUAAUGGGAAGCUUACUCAUCCUCGCGAUACCCCUUCUUGGAAGCUUGUUGAUAACACGUGGAAAGAAUUCGGACAAGAAAAACGAAAUCUUAGAUUAGCCUUGUCUGCUGAUGGUAUCAAUCCACACAAGUCAUUAUGUUCCAAGCAUAGUUGUUGGCCGGUUAUCGUAAUAACAUAUAAUCUACCCCCUUAUUUGUGUAUGUCAAGAAAAUUCAUGAUGUUGACUCUGUUGAUAUCCGGGCCAAACCAACCUGGUAACAAUAUUGAUGUCUACUUGGCACCAUUGAUAGAAGAUCUAAAGCUCUUGUGGGCAACUGGCGUUGAGACUUUUGAUUCUCAUAAGAAAGAAUACUUCAAUUUAAGAGUAAUAUUACUUUGGAUUAUAAGUGAUUUUCCAGCGUAUGGUAAUCUUUCGGGGUGUGUUACCAAAGGUUAUUAUGCUUGUCCAAUAUGUUCAAAUAAUACUUGUUCACAAUGGUUGCCAAAGUCCAAAAAAGUAUGCUUCCUUGGGCAUAGAAGAUUCCUACCACUUGAACAUCCUUUUCGCAAAAGAAAAAAACAUUUCAACAAUCAACAGGAGCACGAUUUUAUGCCACAACCAUCAUCAGGUGAAGAGAUUUAUGACUAUCUGGCGGGAUUUGAGACUACAUGGGGUAAGAAGAUAAAGCCAAAGAAGUUGCCUGUUCGCCAUCAGUUAGAUCUCAUGCACAUAGAAAAAAAUGUGACCGAGAGUGUUUAUGGGACAGCGUUGAAUUUGCCUCACAAGACGAAGGAUGGAUUAAAAGCACGACAAGAUCUUGAAGCGUUAGGCAUCAAGACUGAAUUACGACCUGAACCAAAAGGGGAUCGACAUUGGCUUCCGCCUGCCAAGUACACAUUGAAUUCUACAGAGAAACAUCUAUUUUAUGAAACCCUGUCUAACAUAAAAGUUCCUUAUGGGUAUUGCUCUAAUUUCAAGAAUCUCGUGUCGGAUGAUGUUUCAAAGAUGAAUGGUUUGAAGUCUAAUGAUUGUCAUGUACUAAUGCAACAACUUCUUCCUUUUGCAAUCAAAGGGGUGUUAGAUGUGAAGCUGCGGAGAACAAUCCUAAGCCUGUGUCAUUUUUUCAAUGAGUUGUGUAGUAAAGUUGUUAAUGUUAGUAAGCUAGGCAAGUUGCAAAGUGACAUCGUAUUAACAUUAUGUUUGUUAGAGAAGUACUUUCCUCCUUCAUUUUUCGAUGUCAUGACUCACUUGAUGGUGCAUUUAGUUAGAGAGGUGAGGUUGUGUGGCCCGGUUCAUUUUAGGUGGAUGUAUCCAUUUGAGAGAUACAUGAAAACACUUAAAGGGUAUGUAAGAAAUCAUCAUCGACCCGAGGGUUGCAUUGCAGAGUGUUAUGUGGCAGAGGAGGCCUUAGAACUUUGUUCAGACUACUUAAAAAACAAGAAAUCAAUUGGCAAUCCUCAUGAACGUGUUGAUGAAAGAAUUCGCAGUGGCAAGCCUUUAUCAAAGGUUACAAUUGAUGCUGUAGAUGCUUAG